This is a messenger RNA of Closterium sp. NIES-67, 1923 nucleotides long. The record is from the annotation of a GenBank genome assembly. NCBI's taxonomy places the organism in Eukaryota, Viridiplantae, Streptophyta, Zygnematophyceae, Desmidiales, Closteriaceae.
CACAUGCACUCCACUCGGUGCAGCUCCUCAUCCUUCCUCCCUGGUAUCUCCUCCCUCACCCCGCCCGCCUCGCAUUAUCCCCAGCGCUCAUCCGCGUGCCCCUUUCGUGCCCCUUGCGUGUCGCGCGUGCGCUCGUCCGCAAUGGACGCCGCGUCGCUCAGCGCGCCAUCGCGCCUGCUGCGCCACUCGCUCGUCGAUGCGCCCCUACCGCGCGCACCCCUCAGUCGUGACGUCAUCUCCCGCCGCGCUCACCGUCUUCCGCCUCUCCGCGCGCGCGCAUCAGGCGGGGGCGGUGGGGGCGGCGGCUUCCCCAAGGGGCAGGGCCUCGUGGGCCUCAAUGGCCAGCCGCUCUCCUCCAGUAGCAAUAGCGGCGGCGGCGGCGGCGGGCUGUACCUGCCGUUUCUGAAGCCGGCGGAGCGCGCGCCGGAGGAGGCGGGGGGGUCGGUGGAGGAGUUGCUAGAGGCGGUGCGCGAGCGGCGCGGGCUGUGGUACGAGUACGCGCCCGCCAUCGCGGCGCUGGGGCGGCAGGGGCUGUCGCCAGCGGCGAUCGCGGAGGCGACGGGGAUGACGGGCGUCGAGCAGAGCGCCGUGACGACGGCCGCGCAGGUGCGCGCGACGCUGACGGGCGCGGGGAUGGACGCCGCGCUGCUGGCGUUCUUCGACGUGGGCGGCGCGGAGGCGCUCUACGAGCUGCGCGUGCUGGCGGGCGCGCAGCGGAAGGAGGCGGCGGAGUACGUGGCGCGGGAGGGGCUGGACGGAAAGGGCGCGCGGGACGUGGCGCGGGCGAUAAAGGAGUACGAGCGGCGCAAGCGAGAGGCGGACCGAAGCCACUUCAGUGCUGCCCCCGGCGACUGUCUGGCGUUCGCCUUCUACCGCCAGAGCGGGGAGGCGCGCAGCCGCGCGGAGCGGGAGGCGGCGCUGGAGAGGGCGGGGCAGGUGGCGCAGACGGAGGGCGCUUCCGCCUUCCUCGCCUCCGCGCUGCACCGCUGCCGCAACCCCGACGCUGCGCCCCCCGCGCACGCUGCCGCCCACGCCACUGGCGCCGGCGCCCCCGCGGUGGCGGCAGCUGCGUCGCUGGCAGUGGUGCGGCUGCGGUCCAGCGAGACCCAGGCCACGCCCGUGCCCGUGGUCGCGUGCGCCGCUGACCUGGCACGCCUGCCCGCGCUGCCGCAGCCGCAGGGCCCCUUCCGCCUCUUCUCCCCGCCGCCCGGGCUGCCGUGGGUGGCGCUGCCGUCGUGGCCCGCCCUGAGAGGCGUGCCGUCGCUGGUGGCGCUGCUGCUGCCCUCGCCCUCGCUGCUGCCGCCGCUGCAGGCGCGGCAGGGGGACGGGCCCGUGCUGGUGGUGGUGGCGGGCGGGUGGGGUGAGGGCAGUGCGGUGGAGAGCAAGCACUACUACGUGGUGCGAGAUGCGGAGAGGGGGGGGGAGCGAGGGCUGGUGGUGGUGGCGGGGGGGAGGUGGGGGAGCGGUAUGGAGAGGGGGCAGGCGCAGCAGUGGUGGGGCAGGUGGUGGUGGCGCUGCUGCCGCCCGACAUGGAGGUGGAGGAGGAGGAUAUCGACGUGGACGACUGGGAGUGACGCGGGGGAGGCAGUGCCAGGGGGGAGGUGCACACACAAGGCAGGGCACGGGGAGGGUGGGCACUGUGCUGGGCCGGCGGGCAGCAGGCGCGGCCAUAGCAGCAGGUGGCGCAUGGUGCUUGCUGGCAUGCGAGUGAGCCCGCCACACGCGUGGCUGCGUCUGGUCCCAAGCCUGUGUCUGGCGAAUCAGGGCGGGCAUGAAAGGUGGUCAGCCCAGGGUGCUCUCACAGCUCAGGAGCCAAGCUGGUUCCUGUAGGGGUUAGGCUUGUUCAUUGCAUAUUAUCUACAGCUAUGGGUUGGUUUGUUUUGCUGAGUACCAAUGCAAUGCAAAGAAAAGGAUUGAUGCCGG